Rosa rugosa (rugosa rose) is the source of this 657-nucleotide messenger RNA. Its product is annotated as large ribosomal subunit protein eL33y-like. Lineage: Eukaryota; Viridiplantae; Streptophyta; Magnoliopsida; Rosales; Rosaceae. Bases 92 to 430 code for a protein of 112 amino acids. Gene Ontology annotation, molecular function: structural constituent of ribosome. The transcript has 5 exons. Gene Ontology annotation, cellular component: cytosolic large ribosomal subunit; ribosome. The record is from RefSeq and is a predicted model, not a curated record. Gene Ontology annotation, biological process: ribosomal large subunit biogenesis; cytoplasmic translation.
UAUAAAUACCCCAGUAUUCUUCGUUCACCGAGAGCUAGGGUUUUAGCACUCCUUCUGCGCAGUCGUCUCUGGUAGCUCACACAUCGCAGAAAUGGUGAAGGGACGUCAAGGAGAGCGAGUCAGACUCUACGUCAGGGGAACUGUCCUCGGCUUCAAGAGGUCCAAGUCGAACCAGUACCCAAACACCUCACUGAUUCAGAUCGAGGGAGUGAACACCAAGGAGGAAGUUGGGUGGUACGCCGGAAAGCGAUUGGCUUAUAUCUACAAGGCUAAGGUGAAGCAGAACGGGAGCCACUACCGCUGCAUUUGGGGAAAGGUUGCGAGGCCUCACGGUAACACCGGUGUUGUUCGGGCUAAGUUCACCUCCAAUUUGCCCCCCAAGUCCAUGGGUGCUCGAGUGAGGGUAUUCAUGUAUCCCAGCAAUAUAUAAGUUUCUCAGUACUUCCUAGACUAUAGAGAUGGAGCAUCAAGUAUUUUGAAAUUUACAUGGUUGUUAUGAGCUAAGAUAGAUGUAUUGUUUCUUAGAAGGCUCUGCCAGUUUUGUCUGUUUGAUGGGAGAAUAUUGUAUUAGACUCCUCACAAAGAUUAAAUUUUUGUUAUCCGACCUUUGCAACUUAAUGAUUUGAAUAUUCAUUGCAACCUGCUCCAUUGGCAUUA